ACAAUGCAGGCUCAUGUGCUUUCGGCGUUGACUGUUUUAUUGACAACAUUUUGGGCGGCUGUGAAGUCCGAAGAUAUAAUUUAUCAGGUUAUCAAUGGAUCUCCACAUCCACCUCCCGUGCAUUUCCUAGGACCUAUUCGUCCUUAUCCGGGGCCCUUACCACCGAUUCCGAUCCAUGAUGUCCGUCCUCCAAUUCCAGUACAAUUACCCAUAAAACCAUUUCCCGUUAGACCAUUUCCGAUUGGCCAUCUUCCAAUCAAGCCAUUACCGCCGGUAAAACCCCUUCCAAUCAAACCCCUUCCAAAGAAACAACGACCACGUCACCGUGACGUUCGUCGACGACGCAAAGGCAAAAGGGGCGGAUCUAGAUCUUCAUCAAGUGGGAGUGGAUCAAAUUCAUCUUCCGGAGAGAAGAGGCGUAGACGAAGAAGAAACAAAAGAAAUCACAAUAAGCGCAAUAGGAAAUACGGAAAGGGGAAAUAUUAAACAACAUUACAACGAGAAAAACGAGAGAAAUUGAUUUGACUGUGAGGUGAUAAAAACAAUGGUUAAUUUAAAUCAUUUCAAUUUGAAUUGUUAUUUAAAUCUAUGACUGAAUAUGUUUUAUGGAAUCUUCUUUUAUUGACCAAAAAAUGAUAAAAAAAUCAUUUAUAACUUAUCUGAAACGGAACAUGGCUACAUGUACGUUUUACCGACAAGGUGUAGGCGUAUUUUUCCCUGUUGUUGUAAAGUUUUUCUUUUUACGCUUUUUGUAUAUUUCGUUUUUAUAAAAAAAAUGUUAAAAGAAAAAUAAUAAGGAAAUGUCUGUGAAUUAUUUUAAAUCUUGUUUUGUUUCAGUUCUAUUUAACUGUUUGUAAAUUUUUGCUGAUUAAAUAUUUUUGAAUAUCUAUUAUAAUAUCCUGUCAAUUUUGUUGAAAAAAAAAUGAACGAUAAAAAGACAGAAACCCCGGUCUUGAGCAAUUAUGUAUAUUUCAAUUUACAAAAUUUAAGGUAAUUUGUAAUAAUUACAUUGUACAUUCAAAUUGUCAGUAAUGCCAUCUGACAAGCACAAGAUGUUACAAAUUAAAUUAAAAAAAAAAUGUAACAUUUACUCUCAAUUCUGUCGUUGGCUUGAAUAUGUUUAGAGUUUGUUUUUUAUCUAAUCCAUGACAUCAUCUUUCUAUGAUAUUCAUGCACACGGGUUUUUGAUAAAAUGAUGAGCCUCUGUUUAUAUUACAUAUAAUUAAAAUGUUUUCAACAUUACAAGUUUUCUGAUGUUCAUGCAAUAUGAA
Molecule: messenger RNA, 1271 nt
Organism: Saccostrea cuccullata (small rock oyster)
Lineage: Eukaryota; Metazoa; Mollusca; Bivalvia; Ostreida; Ostreidae
Product: proline-rich protein 13-like
Exons: 3
Coding region: 4-486 (160 amino acids)
Source: RefSeq, a predicted model, not a curated record